AUGCAGUAUCCGCCUCUGCUUCUCUGUCUCUUUGUAACUCUGAAAACAACCGAGGUGAUGGGCUUCGGUGGUGGAUACGUACAGGAGUCAAUAGGCGGCCUCGUCGUCGAUCCGCGAGAUCGAGCUGAGCGUGAACGCAUCGACGCCGAAGUGAAUGCAAAUAAAAACAAUUAUGGUGACCCUGGCCUGCUCUUCACCCAAUUCAAGUCGGAAGACGGCCGGAUGGUCCUGAACAUCUCCUGCAAUAAGUCGGAGUUCGUUUUUGAGCAAAAGAAAGCCCCGCAACAAGUGACGUGCAAUUUGACAUACGAGCUCACAGUGGCCAUCGCUCUCUCCUUCGAAAUUGACUACCCACCAGUGGCCCAAUUAGCUCCUGCAUUUUGGCUGCAUCUACAGCCUACCUCGCUUGGCCGAAUGACCGUCCCCCUGAACCUGACAAUCCUAGGGGUGCGCAUGGGUGUAGCCUACCUGAGAAUUUGGGCUCAUGAAGCCAUAGAACAGAGUGGAUCCGGUCUGGAUGUGUGGCACAAUUGGAGCCGGUCUGACCCUCUGCGCGUGGAGACCUACUUAUCGACGCUGGUGAACAGGAGUGAGUUCGGCAGUAGCGGCUCCUUCAUGGGCCUCCCGGUUAGAAUUUUACGAAAGCGCGGAGUAGUGGAGGUGGUCUUUAGGGGAGUAGUUACGUUUCUGGUCAUUGGAAUUACUUUCCUAAUGGGAUGCAAUCUGGAUCCACGUCUGAUAUGGAAGCUCUUUAAAAGGCCCGUAGGGCCACUCAUUGGAUUUUGCUGCCAAUUCGGAAUCAUGCCACUGGUGAGUUUCAGCUCAUCAACUGUUAUUUCGAACGCUUCCUCUGAUAAUCAAAAUUACUUUCUUCGGUGAAGGUGAACGCUGCGACCUUUACCCUUAGAACUGCUCAAGUCCAAUUACAAACAUCAUUUUAACCUGCCCAAAUAGGCGAAUAAAAUGACUUAUUCGUGAGAGAAAAAAUUUUCCUUGGUUGGUCUUGAGUUAACUUUACUGAAGGUUUGCUCUUUCUGUGGUGGGAUCUAAUCCCACCAUGGCAGACAAAUCUUGAAAUUUGAUUGGCUAGUUGGUUUUUUAGUUUUUCCAAAACCUCCAAUGCAAUAUACGUACUCAGAACACACACACAAGAUGGGACAAAAUGCGGAGAUAAUUGAUCGGAAGUGAUAGUUUCCAAAGUAAUGCUGUCUAAAACGUUCAUCAUUCAUAUCAGGAAUCAACUGGAGGACGUAAGGAGCACACUGGAGAACUAAAAGCCAUGUAAUUGUGCCCGGCGAGAGCAGAAAAUUUGGCUGACACAUGUGCUGCUUUCCUAUGAAAUAGUGGUUUGGUAGUAAUCUUUCAUAUCAAUGAUUUCGUUAUUACGAAGUCGUAUCCCGACGCUUGACUCUGAGUUCUUCCUAUGAUCAUUCUAGAAGUCAUUCGUUAAACAAACUUUAGCCGACCCAACUUAUAAAAUAUCAAAAAUUUUGCAAACAAGCUCGCAUAAUAUUCCUCAAGGUGUUACAGCAUUAGAGAAAUGACUGCAUUUGCAUCUCAUGAACGCGACAAGCCCGAAAAACAGAUAAACCCUAAAUCCCCAGAUAUUUUGGCAGAUUUUGAAUAAUUUAUAUUGACCCAAAUGUGAAAAACUCGGCGCCUCGGUGGGAUUCAAACGCACGUAGUAAGUGGAAGACUUUAGUACAGCAAAUGCUCUAACCGCUUGAGCUACGAGGCCCCGCCGGACAAUGCGAAUUUAAUCCCAUUUGGGUCAAGUUACCCGCCCAACCUAAUGCAACGUCUGGAAUCCACCAAAUCUGAUACAGAAAUUUGACCGCCCAAGCAGAAUUUCCUAAGUAAUUCACCAAGAAUCCACCAAAUGACUAUCAGGUUCACGUAGUUCAUAUCUAUGAUCUUACGCCUUCUCAUGCAUGUUAAGAAUUCGUUUCGGACAAAGUCAGACGGGGACGCGCGACUUGAACUGUCGUCGAAGAACAUUUUCGAGUAAAUCGCACAUCAGUAACCAAGAGAAGGGAUGAAAGUUCGGCCACAAAGAGGCCUGAGGCAGGCAAUCCAACGAUUUCUAAUGAUGCACUGUCCUACUUAUUCCUACAGCGAAGACAAAUACGAUGCAAGUACAGAACUUCAACAGCAACCACCCAAUCAGUCACAAACGCAGUUGUGUAAGGACGCCCUAUCGCCGUGUCGAAACGCACUGCAGUGAGCUGGAAGACAAGAUUGCCGAACCUAAAUACCUCCGACGGGCCUUCAAAGCCAAUGGCUACCCACACAACUUCAUCAGCCUGUGCAUACGCAAAAGGGACGAAAGGACUAACCGCAAGGACGCGAAAUUUUAGUGAGUGAUUCCGUGCGUCAAGAAUGUUUCAGAAGCUGACGGCCGCCAUCUAGCGCCACUUGGGGUUGGAGUUGCGCACAGACCGGAGGCCACCAUCAGGCGUCUGGUAAUGAAACUGAAAGACCGCUGCCACGGCUAGAAACGUCUGGAGUCGUUUGUCGGAUCUGGUGUAGUUGCGGAAGACGCAACUACGUCGGAGAAUCCGGAAGACAGCUCCGAAUGAGAAGGGCCGAACACGCUGCAGCGGUGCGGAGAAAUGACGCUAGCUCUUAAGUUGCGGCUCAUUCGACGAGAUCCGAUCACACAUUCAAAUUCGAUGAGGCCGAAAUUUUCGUAAGGGGUGACACCUUCGUGAGCCGGGUGUUGCUUGAGUCAUGGCUCACUGGCCCCCAGUCUAUUAAGAAGUGCAAUGAACUUCCCCUUCUAUACUUGGGUGUUGAGACUUCACCUAGGCGGAGUAAUUAGCCACGUGGGGAGCGCACAGGUGAACCCUUUUUCCAACACCAGUGUCAGCGCGUCAGAUGGUCUAGCAAUCAUCCCACCAACAUGCAACCCACGAGAUGAAAUUGCAGCACUUAACGAUGCGAAUGUCGGCCAUCAAACAGUUUUCACACCAAGUGCAACGAUUCCUGAUGAAGGGAGGGGGAGAGCCCUGAAUAGUCAUAGGUAUGCGGUAGCAUGGCUACUGGAUCCUAAAAUACUGCAGCCACUUAUGCGUGAACCACCCGUAUCUGCUAUUGCCUCUGAUGAUGGGUUCGAGCAAUCCUGUCUCCUUCUUCAAGAAGACGCUUUUAUUAUCCAUUUUCAACAGACUGAUAACACCGGUCUUUCCAUUUUCAAAUAGAAGUAAACUUACUACGUAAGUGCACAUUUUUGAUGAUAAUUUGUCGAGACUGUCGGAACGCAAAGGAAGUACUACCUUGGACUGAAGCAAACUUGAUCACCUUCUUUUCCGCAGAUCUCAUUCGGGAUUGCGAUGGUGGUGCCAAUAAAACCAGAAUUUGGUUUUGGACUCCUCACUACCGGCUGCUGUCCCGGUGGCGGUGGCUCCAACGUCUGGACACUCUUGCUGCACGGCGAUCUUAACCUCAGUAUGACGAUGACGUUUAUCAGCAGCAUUGCUGCUCUAGGUAAGUCGCUUUUUUGAAAUUUUUGCCCCAGUCGUGUAGAAGGAGCGAAAGAAAACAGAAAGUGCCCAGUCUAAAUAUUUUUGCAUAAGACGAGUGCCAUGUUUUCUUCUUCAGGCCCUAGUUCUGAUUUCCGAAGCCCCCACCAGGUGUGCUUAUGCGUUAAACUUGAUUUCAUAGGUUCGAAUCCCAUCGUAGUCACCGGGAUUUCACAAAUGGUUCGAGGAAAUUAUUCAAAUCUGUCAAAACACCACUUAACUAUGUGUGUUUGUCGGUCAUCUGCUAGAUUCUAGAUUGACUGCUUCGGAAACCCUGCUUACUGCGGGUUCCAAAACUUUCGGGGGGUUGGGCGGGUAACUUGGCCCAAAUGUAAUUAAAUUAAGGGCUUCUGUUUGAGUCAUAUUAGUUUAGGUAGUUAGAACCUCAUCUGUGCUCAAACCUUGUCGUUUUUGUAGUGAACUUAAAUGACACCGAGAUCGCCGAGAUUUCACAUCUGCUUAAUUAAAUAUAUGCGUAUAUAUAUAUAUGUAAUGGUAGAGCGGCGCUCACUAAUUGUUUUUGCAGAACUCAUUCAUCCCGCUGUGCCGUUGGAAUCUCCCCCUUGAGCCCAAGUAGCAGCCUCACAGGGGGGGUAUGGAAUAGGUGGAAUGGUUCUAUCGACAAAAGCAAAGGAUACCGGAAUAACCAUCUCGGGCUUGUUAGCCACUGUCGGCCAAUCAUGUCCAGCUUCAAAGUGUGGACCACUUGCGUCUCGAUACCGCGACCUGUUGGUCAGAAGCCCACUGGUUAGAGACUUUGGACUUCUAAUCAACAGAUCGCGCGAUCGAGCCGCAAGUGUUCCACACUUUGGGUUGGCUAUGACUGGCUGACGACGACUAAUAAGCCAGAAAUGGCUAUUCCACUCUCCCCUACCUUUGUCGAUAAUACCAUUCUGCCUAUAUAUAUGAGAUGAUACCGACAAAGACAAGGGAGACAGGAAUGGCCAUUCCAGGCUUAUUAGCCGUCAUCAGCCAGUCAUACCCAACCCCAAAUGUGGGUCACUUGAGAUUCGAACCCGGGAUCUUUGGUCAUGGAGUUUGACGCUCUACCAUUGAGCCACGGGCCCGUUGUCUUGUCGGUUGUGAUCGGGAAUAUCAAUUAUGACAGAUGGGCGUUCACCGAUCGGGUUACGGAACAUGCUCGUUCCGUUGUGCCUUGGGGCUCAUACUAGAACCCUCGCAGGCAGUCGCACAGCGACUAGUAGAAUGAUGUAAAUAAGGUGGUACCGACAAAGACAAGGGAGACCGGAAUGGCCAUUUCUGGCUUAUUAGCCGUCAUCAGCCAGUCAUAUAUAUAUAUAUAUAUAUAUAUAUAUAUAUAUAUAUAUCUGACAGAUGGGCGUUCGCCGAUCAGGUUGCGGAAUGUGCUCAUUCAAUUGUGCUUUGCGGCUCAUACCGUUGGGCCACGGGUUUGUUUUCCUGUCAGCCGUGAUCGGGAAUAUCAAUUAUGAUAAAUGAGUAACAUAAUUACUGAGAAAUUAUGCUUUCCGAGAUGAUAUAAUUAGAAGUGAUGGCGACUGCCAGACUUGGAGUAUAAGUGACGCGACUAAACGCGAAUAUGUACACGCGUCGAUAGAUCAUUAUCAAGGUGGCAUGAGAAGGCACAUUUUGGAAAAUUUCUGUGUAGUCAUGAAGAAAGCCAUCGGUGUCCACCAGCUAGUCACAGGAACGGGAGGUCCUACAAGGAAAGAUAACGCCUACUCAGCCAUUAUGAACAAUUGGUUUUUCGGAGCGAUGUCAAAAAUAUAAAUCGAUUGAACAGUGCAUAUUCAGUGGGUGCACCAUUUCAUAGACCGCCCCGUUAAAGAGCCAGUCGACUUCGUGGUUUUAGUAAAUGCUCAUAUGCCGAAUCUACAGGGAGAGUUUGAGCCGAUGUAUCCAAACUCUUGUCAGUUAAGAAUAACACUCCCUUUUUGCGUCCCCACUGACCAGUUGGCUCUUUUUCUCUUGAAGGCAUGAUGCCGCUGACGCUUUAUAUCUACGGCCGCUUCUUCCUUGACGUACAUCAGAUACAGAUUCCCUAUAAGGAGAUUGCUAUUCAGUUGCUCUACGUUGUUGUACCCGUGGUUCUUGGGAUGCUGAUGAAAUACUACCUUCCCAAGAUGGCCACUCGAGUCCAGCCGUUGAUGCGACCAAUGUCACUGACUUUCAUCGCGGUCUUGGUGGGUUUCGGCACGUACGUGAAUCUUCCCAUCUACGCCCUGAUUGGUCCCUACCCACUGCUCCUCCCCACAGCCGCCACCCUCCCCUGGAUCGGCUUUCUGGCCGCCGGCCUUGUCGCCUGCCUGCUUCGGAGGUCUCGCGCCGAAAUUCUCACUAUCGCCAUAGAGACGGGCAUUCAGAAUAUUGGCAUAGCCAUCCUCGUGUUGAUCUACUCGAUGCCUCAACCGGAGGGGGAUAUUGGUGCUGUGAUGCCCCUGGUCGUGGCCCUAUUCACUCCGCUGCCUCUGAUGAUCGCGCUGAUUGUCCUCUGUAUUCGAGAGAGACGAUGUGCCUGUUGUCGAGGGCGGCCGCAGCGUACAUCACUGGCACAGCAGGUGGACAUUCCAGAUUGGACAGACGCUUGUAGGGAAGAGGAAAGCGAUGCAGGUGACGGACUGCGAGCUGUACGCUCCUAG
This is a messenger RNA of Spirometra erinaceieuropaei, 6139 nucleotides long. Lineage: Eukaryota; Metazoa; Platyhelminthes; Cestoda; Diphyllobothriidea; Diphyllobothriidae. The record is from the annotation of a GenBank genome assembly.